Amphibalanus amphitrite is the source of this 1743-nucleotide messenger RNA. RefSeq names its product dynein axonemal heavy chain 5-like. NCBI's taxonomy places the organism in Eukaryota, Metazoa, Arthropoda, Thecostraca, Balanomorpha, Balanidae. The transcript is spliced from 11 exons. The coding region runs from base 1 to 1743 and encodes 580 amino acids. Gene Ontology annotation, molecular function: minus-end-directed microtubule motor activity; dynein light intermediate chain binding; dynein intermediate chain binding. The record is from RefSeq and is a predicted model, not a curated record. Gene Ontology annotation, biological process: microtubule-based movement. Gene Ontology annotation, cellular component: dynein complex.
AUGAGUGCGAAAGGCCUCCUAGCUGGCGCUGCUGCUGCUGCCGCCGGCUCGGUCGCUGCUUCUGCCGCCGGCUCGGUCGCCAGCUCUGCCACCGGCUCUGAGGAUGCGGCUGCCGCUGCGGAGGCCAGCGCCGUGCGGCCGGCGGCGGCGCCCCCUCCGGCCGGACCGGCCGCACUCGGCAACCCAGUGGCGCUGACGUCCUUCUCCAAGCUGGUCUCCGCCAGGAGGAAACUGAAACAGGAGGCGCCCAGCCUGCCGCUGCGCCGCCAGGAGCUGGACGGCCGCAGCGAGUACCUGCUGCGCUGCCUCUCCACCUGUACCGGACUCGGCUGGCAUGAGCUGCUCGAUAUCGUCUACGAGGAGAAAAUGCUGUCUCGUCUGGAGGUGCUGUUCAUGGUGAACGGCCCUCAGCGCCUGCUGUGGUUCUGCCAGCCGCCUCACGCGCCGCCCGGACCGCCGCCACCGGACCAGCGAUCCGGCUCUCGGGCGGUGCGCGGCGCGGCCCACUCCAGUCGUCAGAACACCCUGCUGUUGACUGACGGCGUCUCGGUACCUCUCCGGGGCAUAGCCACCGCCAUGACACGCAACUCGAACCAGCGCGCCAUCACCGACGACAACGCACACAAGGAGGUGCUGUUCUGUACGCUGCCCGGCCGCGGCGACAGCCUGCUGCAGGCGGCCGAGCGUCUGCUCCGACUGGUGUUCAUCCCCGUCAUCAGCCGACACCCGACCGAGCUGGACGGGACGCCGGCGGGCCGCGCGUGCCGCCACCAGCUGCUGCUGGCCCUCUGUACCACCGCAUCGAUAUUCCACGUGACGGAGAGCAGCAUCAGACAGCAGGUGGUGUUUGAAGACAUCCCGCUAGACCUGUCCUUUAGCACACCGGCAGAGGCCAUGGCGCUCUAUAAGGACAAGUACAAGCUGAUUGUCAUGGAGCAGUACGUCAACAUAUGGGUCCGACAAAUCGAGGAGGUACUGAUGCAGAGUGAACUGCUGCGUAAGGAGGGCAACGAGACGGGGCCACACAAGGAGCUCGAGUACUGGAAGGUCCGCUCGUCCGUCAUCGAUUCCAUCAUCGAGCAGCUCAAGCUGCACAAGGUAAAGACGGCCGUAUUCUGUCUCCAAAUGAACCACUACCCGAUCAUCAAGCUGUGGCGUCGGACGGACCGGCGCAUCACGGACGCCUUCAAUGAGGCCCGGGACAACAUUCGCUUCAUCUACUGCAUCGAGAAGCACCUGCACCCGCUGACGCUCGGCUCGCCGCCGGAGAUGGUCGGUAGUAUCGCCGGCCUGUUCAACGCCGUGAGAAUGAUCCACAGCGUGUCACACUACUACAACUCCUCAGAGAGGAUGUCUGCUCUGCUCAUCAAGGUGACAAACCAGAUGAUCGUGUCCUGUAUGGACUACAUCAGUGACCGGGGCCGGUACACCAUCUGGAACCAGCCCGAGGAGGACGUUCGCUCCAAGAUUCGGGACUGCAUCUCACUGAGGGACCAUUACCACGCCGGUUUGGAGCGUGCCGAGACAACCCUGGAGAACGUUGGUGACCGUCCGUUUGAGUUCAGCAAGGUCUACAUCUUCGGCAAGUUCGACGCCUUCUGCUCUCGGCUGACCAUGAUCACCAACCUGUUUGAUUCAAUACAGGUCUACUCGCGACUCUUCAACUCACGAAUCGAAGGUGAGAAAACGCUCCAAUUAUAUAACUCAUUUCAACUAGUUCCGUUUCAAAGAUACGCAUGUUAA